Ogataea philodendri is the source of this 954-nucleotide messenger RNA. RefSeq lists its product as uncharacterized. The transcript has 2 exons. Gene Ontology annotation, molecular function: ATP binding; cyclin binding; cyclin-dependent protein serine/threonine kinase activity. Lineage: Eukaryota; Fungi; Ascomycota; Pichiomycetes; Pichiales; Pichiaceae. The record is from RefSeq and is a predicted model, not a curated record. Gene Ontology annotation, biological process: regulation of gene expression; G1/S transition of mitotic cell cycle; signal transduction. Gene Ontology annotation, cellular component: cyclin-dependent protein kinase holoenzyme complex; cytoplasm; nucleus. Bases 1 to 954 code for a protein of 317 amino acids.
AUGGCCGAACUUAACGAUUUUGAGCGGUUGGAGAAGAUUGGAGAAGGUACCUACGGAGUGGUUUAUAAGGCUCUGGACACCAAGCACAACAACAGGGUUGUGGCGCUGAAGAAGAUCCGGCUGGAAUCCGAAGACGAAGGCGUUCCUUCAACCACCAUUCGGGAAAUCUCCUUGUUAAAGGAACUAAGAGACGACAAUAUCGUUGGACUUUACGACAUUGUCCAUUCCAACUCCAACAAAAUCUACCUGGUUUUCGAGUUUUUGGACAUGGACCUCAAAAAAUACAUGGAGUCCAUUCCUGAAGGCGAGGGACUCGGAAGAGACAUGGUCAAGAAGUUCAUGUUACAGUUGGUUCGUGGAUUGUAUCAUUGCCACGCUCACAGAGUUCUACACAGAGACCUGAAGCCGCAGAAUUUGCUGAUCGACAAGGAAGGUAACCUCAAGGUUGCUGAUUUCGGUCUUGCCAGAGCGUUUGGCGUCCCGCUGCGUGCGUACACUCACGAGGUUGUCACUCUGUGGUACAGAAGUCCAGAGAUCUUGCUUGGUGGUAAACAGUACUCGACAGGCGUGGAUAUGUGGUCGAUUGGAUGCAUUUUUGCAGAGAUGUCCAACCGCAAGCCGCUGUUUGCCGGAGACUCGGAGAUCGACCAGAUCUUCAAGAUCUUCCGUGUUCUGGGAACCCCAACCGAGGAGAUCUGGCCCGACGUUACCUAUUUGAGCGACUUCAAGCCUAGCUUCCCUAAAUGGUCCAAGCAGAACCUGGCCGAUUCUGUGCCAAACCUGGACGCCCACGGCGUCGACCUCUUGGAGCAGCUGCUGACCUACGACCCUGCGGGAAGAAUCAGUGCCAAAAGAGCUCUUCUCCAUCCGUACUUCCAGGAAGACUACGCCCACCCAGUCGAAUACCCGCAACAAUCUGCCAUGCAGGUUGACACAUCCACCAUCUACGUCUGA